Messenger RNA from Trichomonas vaginalis G3, 861 nucleotides. RefSeq lists its product as uncharacterized. Bases 1 to 861 code for a protein of 286 amino acids. The transcript has a single exon. NCBI's taxonomy places the organism in Eukaryota, Parabasalia, Trichomonadida, Trichomonadidae. The record is from RefSeq and is a predicted model, not a curated record.
AUGUUUAUCCAAAUCCUUUUGACUAAAGGAUUGUCCGCAUCCAACAAGAUAACUACAUCAUUUUCACAGACAAAUAAUAGUAAUAAUGCUAACUUUGACAUUAAACUUCCAAAUUCGGUAUCAACUACAUAUGAUAACAGGGGAUGGUACGUUGUAUUUAGAGAAUAUGCAAAUGGUAAGGCAGGAAAUCUGCAAUAUGUAACAGGUACUAAUAAUGGCGUUGCUAACUACGAUGAUUUAAAUUUCAUUACAAAAUUAAGCGUUGAUUCCGUUACAAGCCAUUUAAAAGUUCUUUUUGAAAUUACUAAUAAUGGUAACUCACCUAAAACCAUUGAUGUUGGUGUUUUCGCUGAUAUUUUUAUUGAUAAAGAUGACUUCGCAAAAAUUACACCUCUUCAAGGCAAUAGAGGAUUUACAAUGAUUGAUCAAAGUUCUGGAAAGAAGCUUACUUUGUUAUUAAAAGAUUCCAAGGACGUCACAAACGUUGAUACAUUUUUCUACGGUGGAAAAGAUGAUUCUUAUAUGACUGAUGAAAAGAGAUAUACUACAGAUAAGUUCCCUUAUUUCAAGAACAUGGAUUAUGUAACAAAUUAUGAAGGAGAUUAUGACAGUGUUUUCUCAUUUUCAUGGCAAAAGAAAACAAUAAAUCCACAAGAAACUUUGUCAUUAAGUGUUGUUGCAGGAGCUGAUGCUGAUACAAGUACUCCACCUUAUAUCAAACUGACAAAGGAAAUCAAUGAAAGAUACAAUAAAAAUGAUAAAAUAACAGUUCAAUUCGAUGUUUAUGAAUUUGAUUAUCAAUAUGAUAAUUCUGAAUUUGUUAAAGUUUAUUACGAGUUUGAUGGUAAAAAACUCCUUUAG